CCAGGGCUACGGGAUCUUAUGACGUCUGUGUCCCUAGGAGUGCACUCCUGUAACCGAGCCGGUCUGAAUCUGUGGCGUUACCGACUACUGGUGUAGGCUGUAUGCAUUUGGAAACGUGCCGGCAAAUUUACCUCUUAAAUCUUAGAUAGAUACAAAAUCGACUUGAUUCUUGGGCACAAGCGGGAUGUCUGUCACACAAGCAGGCACGAACUCCCUGGGCAAACCACCGGACCAGGAUGAAGUCACAGCGGAGGUGUGCCAAGCGUCAGACCUGCACGAGGGACAGAUGAUGGAGGCGGAGGUGGGCGGGCAGCGAGUGUUGCUGGUGCGUAGCGGGGGAGAGUUCAGCGCUGUCGGGAACCUCUGCACACACUACGGCGCUCCGCUCAGCAAAGGUGCAUUAUUGGGAAGCAGGGUACGGUGUCCCUGGCACGGGGCUUGCUUUAACAUAAAGACUGGAGACAUAGAAGAGUACCCAGGACUGGAUAGUUUGCCCUGUCACAAGGUGACCAUUGAGAACAACAAAGUGUUUGUGUCGGUUAGCAAAAAGUCCCUGAAGCUGGUGAAGCGGGUGAAGCCCAUGGGCCGCAGGGUGGCGGAGGUCAACCACACGGUGCUGCUGAUUGGAGGAGGCCCCGCCUCUUUGCUGUGUGCCGAGACGCUGCGUCAGGAGAACUACGGAGGCAGAAUCGUCAUGGUGACCAGGGAGGACCUGCCUCCCUAUGACAGGACCAAGCUGAGCAAGGUGUUGAAUGUGGAUCGGAGCAGCAUUCUCUUGAGGCAGAUGGAGUUUUUGGAGCAGCAUGACAUCGAAGUGUGGACUCAGAAGCAGGUGGAGUCAGUGGAUACAGAGCGAGGUGCGGUGACCCUGAGUGAUGGCUCAGAGCUUCGCUACGACCAGCUGCUCAUCGCCACGGGCUGCAGGCCUCGGCCAAUCAAGUGCCCUGGUGCAGACCUACGCGGAGUGAGAGUGCUGCAGACUCCAGAUGACGCCAUGAGCAUCCACCAAGCCUGCGAGGGCCGUAAGGCCGUCAUCGUCGGCUCCUCCUUCAUUGGCAUGGAGGUGGCAUCUUAUCUGUGGGAUAAAGCUGCCAGUGUGGCAGUGGUGGGCAGCAGUGAGUUCCCCUAUCAGAGAUCGCUGGGCUCGGAGAUCGGAAGAGCGACUAUGCAGAUGCUCGUAGAGAAGAAGGUGGCGUUCCACAUGCGCGACGGUGUGGCAGAGAUCAGAGGAGAAAACGGACAGGUCCGAGAGGUGGUGCUAAGGAGUGGAACGGUGCUGCCCGCCGACGUGGUUGUCGUGGGGAUUGGUGUCAUCCCCAAUACCGACUUCCUGAAGGGGGGUGCUGUGGAGCUUGAUUCCAGGCAAUCUGUGAUUGUAGACAAGUUCAUGAGGACCACUGUGCCCAAUGUCUUCUGUGCUGGUGAUGUCACCGCCUUCCCUCUCAGCCUACGCAGAAACCAGAGGGUUAGCAUCGGCCACUGGCAGCUGGCACAGGCCCAGGGGAGGAUCGCUGCUUUAAACAUGCUGAACCACCAGGUCGAGCUGGACUCCGUACCGUUCUUCUGGACCGUGCUCCUGGGCAAAAGCCUCCGAUACACAGGCUAUGGUGAAGGAUAUACUGAUGUUGUACUGAAAGGAAAAAUUGAAGAAAUGAAAUUUCUGGCAUUUUAUAUCAAGGAUGAGGAAGUGGUGGCCGUGGCUAGCUUGAACUAUGACCCCGCCGUUUCCCAGGUAGCAGAGAGGAUGGCAGCAGGGAAGGUGAUCACGAAGGCCCAAGCAGAAUCUGAUGACUUGAGCUGGCUGACCCUGCCCUGACCUGCAGAAUUGUGGGCGGAGCUUCACUCCCCCCAUUCAGGCAGCACAGCCGUGUUGUGGUUGCCUCGGUAACCAGCCUUCACUUGAAAUAUACUGCGAUAUGCUACAGCAUAUUUUAGAGAUGUGUGCUCCUGUUUGUCUGAUGUGUUUGGGGUGCUGUGGUGUUUCCAUUGGCAUCACGGUCACCCUUUCAGCUUCAACUUACUGAACAUAUUUUUGGGUUUUUCAUAUAUUUAACACAACUAUGAUGGUUGAUAUCUUACCACGUAUCAAAUAAUCGAUGAUGCGCUUCCUGUCUACCUGUCACGUCUGUAUUUAGAAGAGAUUUUAAUGGAGAAUCUUAGCUGGACCUUCCUUGUCCAUAGUCAUCUGUUCAUUUUGGAAAGCAGGUCUUGCGGAGUCUUUGGGACGGUUGAAUUAAUCUGGGAUGCUGGGACGAGCUUUGAUCGUCCCAUUAAAUUUAAAAGCAUUAUUCUGAAAAAUGAGCUUAUGAAGAAUCAUGUCACAUUUUGGGAUACACUGAGUGGGGGUAACCGGAGCUGAUUGACAAAUCGGGUUAAACUCAAACCAAGCCGGGUAGGUUUGACAGUCAUAAUUGACUUAUGAUUUAGUAGAACUUCUGAUUUAUUUUUAAAGAUGGAAUCGUAACCCCUCUGUGUGGAAACUGCGUCAGACUGUGACUACCUCGAUUUUUUCCCUUGCACUUAAAUGCAAGUUUUAAAAUCCAGAUUUAAAUCCCAGGUUUAAACACAAGGAAACGGGUUCUGUGGAAUCAGCCUCAAAGAAAAUAGUGGACGCGCCUCAGUUCCGUCACAUCCGAACCCCGCAUGAAAACUUUUGUGCAACUUUGUUUGAGAAUGAGAGAAUUUGCAGGGGUGAAAGUGGCAGAACGAAGCGAUAAAGUGCUUAAGAAAGGCUGAUUGUGUAAGUGAUGUGUAUGAGGCAGUCGAUGGAAACAAACUGCCAGGGAAUUUUGCAAACAGUCUCUGCAGUUCUGAUCUGUUUAUAGAAGGGACAGAAUUUAGUGUCUAUGCAGUUUAACCUACGUAAUGCACACAACUUGCAUGUGUCGUACAUCGCUACACCUGUCAACAGUUCCAUAUUGAUGGUCAUAAAAUAUAUAUUAAAUUAAACACUUGAGAAAAUUAUUUAUGCAUUAGUUAUAUCUAUAUAGAUAUAUAUUUGAUAUUUAAUAUAUUUUCCUGUCUUAAUUUUCCUAAAAGGUACUCUAUGCCAAAUGUUGCAUGUGAUGCUAUAUUGGUGAAAGAUAUUAGGUGAUAGGCCUUGUCAGACUUGCAGUAUGUAGCUGGUUUGGUCUCUGGCCUCCUUAAAUCCCACAAUGCUUUAAGUCUGUAGAGUUGUAAUCAGGCUCCUUGGCUGGGUGAAUUUUUAGCCUUGACAUGCUCACGCACGCACACACACACACACACAUCCACAUCUACAUAUCCACACACAUAUCUUUGAUCAAAGACAUUGGUCACAGCACUACUGCAGGUGUGCAGGAAGGGUGUUGAGAUGUGACCUGGGCAGGGUUUGUGCGGAGAAGGGAAAAGCUGUGUUUGGAUAUUUGGAAAUGGCUGUGUGUCACUCCCUGGAAAUCAUCUGUGAGGUACUUCCUGUCUGCGUUCCAUUUCAAAUGUGUUUUUGUGCAAAUUCUGAAAAUAAAAAAAAUAUUGUCCAUCA
Molecule: messenger RNA, 3499 nt
Organism: Anguilla anguilla (European eel)
Lineage: Eukaryota; Metazoa; Chordata; Actinopteri; Anguilliformes; Anguillidae
Gene: aifm4
Product: apoptosis inducing factor mitochondria associated 4
Exons: 19
Coding region: 185-1816 (543 amino acids)
Cellular component (GO): cytoplasm
Molecular function (GO): oxidoreductase activity, acting on NAD(P)H; 2 iron, 2 sulfur cluster binding; flavin adenine dinucleotide binding
Source: RefSeq, a predicted model, not a curated record